Strongylus vulgaris is the source of this 921-nucleotide messenger RNA. The record is from the annotation of a GenBank genome assembly. Lineage: Eukaryota; Metazoa; Nematoda; Chromadorea; Rhabditida; Strongylidae.
AUGUUGCCGAGACGUAAUCCUGUGCUAAAAUGUGAACAAUCUCUGAUUUCCAGGCUAACACUAAUGGUCACCGUAGAGACAGUUAUGUGCGUGCUCAUGCCAUUUCUCUUUCGACAGUACUGCACCAAAAGAACAACGUGGUUUUUCCUGGUAGUAUCACUAACAUUGUCAACAUUGCUACAUUUAACUUUGGUUUUUACAACUGAAAUAACAACGCAUCCAUUGGCCAUCAUGCAGCAUAAUUUGCCGGAGAAUAACUCGUCCUGCUGGUAUGUUCGAAGCAUGCACCUGUUCAUAAUGCGAAGCAGUAGUGUCUAUGAAGUGAUACAAAAAGUUUACUAUUGGAUCCAGACUACAGUUGCAAUAAUCAUUCCUACAGCUGCCAUGCUUAUUUGCUCGAUUCUCAUCGUCAAACAAUUCACAUUUAAGCACGUGGAUACGUUCCUCAUUCAGCAAGUUAUAUCACAUGUUCAUGCGCUAUUCUGUUGUAGUGUAUUCAGCGAAUUAGGGGAGGCAUUUUCCCAAAGGCGGAAAUGCGUCAUUAGGAUGACCGUCGCCACUACCGUCUCCCAUUUACUUCUGGAGGGUCCGGCAACACUUACACAUGCAGCUGUAGCGCUAAAGAUAGAUGAAUGGCCACUUAUAUCUUCAUUUAUGCCUAAGCGUUUAAUUCGAUUUGAAGGGAUCCUCCUCAUCAGAACAUCAUUACAUGAUGUGCAUUUUGAACAACGCCAUAAACAUCUUAUCAAUUGUCAACGCCACUAUCCCAUUCUUCGUCUUCUUGCUCACCUACAGAAGAACAAAGCUCGAAAGAAGACCUACCUUUCGCAAGCUGGAAUGCGCUGUUCUCGCUUGUCCAGAAUGGAGAACGAACGCUCAUUUGUGGAGACAAGACUUUUGUCGAAUGGUUCUAAUUUAUGA